UUACAUAAACAAAGUGAAGUAAAGCAACAAAAGAGAGAAAAAUAGUUAUUUCAAGUAAAAUAUUUUUGUAUAAAAGAAAUGGCAAGUGGAGGUGAAAGUUUUCCAGCAGUUGAUGCUGAAAAAGAGUUGAAUCCACAGAAGAAUAAUGACUUUCAGGUUGAUCCAGUAUCAUCACAAGUUUCUUCCUCACUUGAAAAAGAGGCAAAGGAAAAAUUGGAGAAAAUGAAAAAAGAAAAAGAUAGAAAAGAUGCACUCCAAAAUUUCAAGACUGCUAUGAUUAUCUCAGGAGUUGUUGUUGCUGUGGCUGGUGCUAUCUUUGCCAUUACCAAGAAGCUCAAGGAGAGAUCCAAUUAGCAUUGAAAUUAUAUAUUUAUUUUAUUUAAUUUUGGACUUUUUUAAUCUCACCCCAUUCAUACAUAUCAAAAUUUUGCAGAAUAUUUAUUUUUGUUUUAGGUUUUAUAGUGAAGAGGUAUUUAUUAAUUUGUCCUUGGAUGUGUAUGAGGACGAUUUUGAGAGGUUUACACGUUGAUAUUGUGAUGUUUAAACUCUCAAUGGAUUGUUAAGUUUUGCUAUUUUCAA
Messenger RNA from Nicotiana attenuata, 579 nucleotides. RefSeq lists its product as uncharacterized. NCBI's taxonomy places the organism in Eukaryota, Viridiplantae, Streptophyta, Magnoliopsida, Solanales, Solanaceae. The transcript is spliced from 2 exons. Bases 79 to 354 code for a protein of 91 amino acids. The record is from RefSeq and is a predicted model, not a curated record.